This is a messenger RNA of Phytophthora infestans T30-4, 1248 nucleotides long. RefSeq lists its product as uncharacterized. The record is from RefSeq and is a predicted model, not a curated record. The transcript is spliced from 2 exons. Gene Ontology annotation, cellular component: cytoplasm. Bases 36 to 1205 code for a protein of 389 amino acids. Lineage: Eukaryota; Oomycota; Peronosporomycetes; Peronosporales; Peronosporaceae. Gene Ontology annotation, molecular function: Hsp70 protein binding; ATP binding. Gene Ontology annotation, biological process: response to heat; protein refolding.
GGAAGUGAAUUAGAAGCCGGUGGUGGAUCACCACCAUGUAUGUGAGACGACGGAGCCCCUUACUGCUGCUGCUACUGGUGCUGCUGACGUUCGUGAGCAAUGUGCACGCAUUUGGCUUCAACUUUGGCUUUGAUGGGGGUCACCACGAGCAUCACCACGAGCAUGAACAUGAGCACGUCGACUUUUACGAGACGUUGGGACUGACCAUGGAGGCGUCCGAAGCUCAGAUCAAGAAAGCCUAUCGCAAACUGAGCCUUAAAUACCACCCAGACAAGAACAAAGGCGACGAGGAGGCUGAGGGCCGCUUCCACGAGAUCUCGCGCGCCUACGAGGUGCUAUCUGAUCAGCAAAAGCGGCAAGUGUACGACCUUGAGGGCUUCGCUGGUCUCGAGCGCGACGAAAAGUCGGGCGGCCGCCCUUCUAGUCCAUUCGAUGCCUUUUUUGGUGGAGGUGGAAAGCAACGCGGUCCUGAUGCUGCCGUGGACAUGCCCGUGACACUGGAGGAGCUUUACAACGGAGCCAAGAAAGAGGCACAGUUCGCUCGAAACGUCAUUUGUCGCAAGUGCCGCGGCACCGGAGCUAAGGGAGGAAAAACUACUAAGUGCAAGACGUGUGGUGGCUCGGGGCACGUGCUGGUGGAGCAAAAUAUGGGGCCAGGGUUCACCGUGCAGAUGCAGCAGCCGUGCCCCAAGUGCGGUGGGCGCGGCAAGACCUUCAAGGAGGCAUGCCCGUUCUGCCAUGGUAACAAGGUCGUGAAGGAGGACAAGGUGCUAACAGCGGAGAUUGAACGAGGUAUGCCGUCCACCCAUCAGAUUGUCUUCGAGCGCGAGAGUGAGCAGCGGCCCGGUAUGGUGCCAGGCGACGUCAUCUUCCGCCUGCACCAGGUGCCUCACCACCGUUUUCGCCGCGCGGGUGAUGAUCUGCACCACGACCUCGAGAUUUCGUUGGAGGAGGCGUUACUGGGGUACAAGAAGCCCCUGAAGCACCUAGACGACCGCACCAUAGUGCUGACAAACUCGAAGGUGACAACGCCCUUUGAGGUCCGCACAGUGCAGGAGGAGGGCAUGCCCGCUCACAACUAUCCGUCUCAACACGGCAACCUGCACGUGCAUCACGAGAUUCAGUUUCCGGCGAUGCUCUCGGCUGAGCAAAAGGAGCUUGUGAAGCAGCUACUGCCUGAAGACCUAAUAGUGGCAGUGAAGUAACAUCACAACAAAAAUGGAAGUGGUGAAAGUAUGCUCACGCAAA